AAAAACACUAUAGAUGUCUACUCCGAAAUGGGAAGGCUUGAUAUUGAUAACCAUGUAAGCUAAUGAAGAUCCUUGAAGAUUUGCCAACCGCCUGGCGCCACUAUUACAACAUGUUCUGAUAAAACUGACAUGAGGUCCCCGUACUCUAUUUGAAGGAAACAUUCAUGAACCAAUAUCAUAUAUUUCGUUCGAGUAGGGAAAAAUAUCUACUUGCUUCAGUUUCACGUAGCAUAUAAGCAAAUAAUCAACUAAAAUCUCUAGCCAAGCACAAGGAACAGACCCCAACGUAUCGAUACCUCACGACUCGGCGCCUGUCAUGCUUGGUUCUUUACCUUGACGAACCCAUAACCUCUUUAGCGGUUCCGAAACAUCGUUUCUCUCCCAUAUUAUUCUCACGAUUCCCAAACACUAUCAAAUAUGAAAACAGUUUCAUGGGCUCUGAGCAGCUUGGCUCUCCUUCCUCCGCUUUCCUUUGCUCUCCGAGUCACACCCAACUCCGAAUGCGCAGCCCUCUGUUCCGACGGCACAAAUUCGACUCUCAAUGAUGCUAGCACUGCCGCCACGAACUCUUCUGAUGUCGUUUGCGGAGACGAGGAAUACUCAGAGUCAGGGAAUGGCAUUAGGUUCAAGAAUUGCCUUAACUGUCUUCAAAAAAGUGAAGCGACAUGGAAAGAAGAGAGCGACGUGUUUUGGUUUUUGUACAAUGUCAGAUACGCUUUCGACGUCUGCCUGUACUCUUAUCCUAAUGCGGUAGACUCGGGUACCGUCAACUCUCCUUGCAAUAUCGAAAGCUCUUGCGGAUCUCUCGAAGAUGCUUUGACAACGUCUUUGCCCCAGAAAAGCAGCGAUGAGCAAUUCGCGUAUUGCAAAGCAGAUGAUUCAAUAAUCAAGAGCUCCAGCUACAAGGAAUGCAUUAGCUGCCUGCAAUCUACAUCGGAUCAAAAGUACCUCGCGAACUUCCUGGUAGCAUUGAAAGCUGGCUGCAUUCAGAAACCCGAGAAAGGCAACAUCAUUGGCCUUAGUGGGACGAUAUUCACUUCUUCACUUAUCAACAUAACUGACCCAAACACCAAUGAGACACUACCGGGUGAUGGUGGCGCUCCCGUCGGUUCAAUGACUACGGGCACUAUCGUGGGUAUCGCCGUAGGAUGCGGGCUGGGUGUAGCUGGCUUGGCUUGGCUCCUUUUCAUGUACUGUCGACGAAGCCGACAGCGUUACGGAGCAGGAAUCAAGAUUGAGUCACCUCCCCCAGAUGCCCCAAUGAACGUCCGCUCUACGUACGGCAUUCAGAAGUCAUCCUAUUUUCAAGAUGAUGCCCACGGACGACGUCCACCACCUAUCCAUGACCCUUCGCGAAGCCACAUGCGUACUAUGUCCAACGCACAGUACCACGACUCCGUUGAACGAGACAUGAUGGACUCUCAUCUACACGUCAGCUACCACUAUGCGCCUCACUCAAAGACUAAUGGCCCAAACGCAGCGCUUCCAACACAUCCGGCAUAUAUUCCACGAGUGGUGAGCAAGCUCCCGGAGCCUCAUAUUAUCACCCACAACCGCAAGACACACGCCCCUGAUUCAUAUGCACUCCAAACAUAUCUUAAUGCUAGAGAUGAUUUUGGCAUACAUCAUGGUUCUGCAAACAAUGUUUCAUCGAGCGAUACUAUCUCGAGCCGAAACCCAUCACCUUCUCGACAGGAAAAGCUGCAUGAGCCAGCAGCUUCUGUUGCUCCACAGCAGAAUCCUGAGACAGCCAGGCCAAGGCUCCCCUCUCUCUCAUUUCCCUCUCUGCAUAGACUCAUCAUUCCAAAAAAGCAGGUUGUUCCUCCCCCGGAAGUCAACCUGCUAUCAGCGACACCGAUUUCGGCAUUGAGCGCCGACCCUCAUCGAGAGUUAAGAAUCUCCAAACCCUUAGCUGUUCUAGAUCCUCGAUUCCAGGACAAACCCCUGGGCGGAGGCCCAGUCAUGGCGGAGGGUGCACCAGCAACAUUCAGCGAUGAAUAUUUGAAAAGGCGAGAGGCAAACAAGUCUCCUAUGUUGAGUGGCAAUAGUCGCGUCUAUGGAUGACCUGAGUUAUGCUUUUACGUAAUGAGUGAACGGAAUACGGUAACAGAGGUGUCGUGGGUUGUUUUCUCGGUUCAAGCCUGGAGUUAUUUGGCUAAUGCAUCUGGGUUCAACGCCCUCUAGAUCAACAUGAUACGAUUGCUGGGUUAAGGAGUUCAUAGCGAUAAACAUUCUUCUACUUU
Molecule: messenger RNA, 2243 nt
Organism: Fusarium oxysporum Fo47
Lineage: Eukaryota; Fungi; Ascomycota; Sordariomycetes; Hypocreales; Nectriaceae
Exons: 3
Coding region: 418-2064 (548 amino acids)
Source: RefSeq, a predicted model, not a curated record